Gloeophyllum trabeum ATCC 11539 is the source of this 1646-nucleotide messenger RNA. RefSeq names its product MFS Git1p-like glycerophosphoinositol permease. NCBI's taxonomy places the organism in Eukaryota, Fungi, Basidiomycota, Agaricomycetes, Gloeophyllales, Gloeophyllaceae. Bases 1 to 1527 code for a protein of 508 amino acids. The record is from RefSeq and is a predicted model, not a curated record. Gene Ontology annotation, molecular function: carboxylic acid transmembrane transporter activity. Gene Ontology annotation, biological process: carboxylic acid transport; transmembrane transport. Gene Ontology annotation, cellular component: plasma membrane. The transcript is spliced from 17 exons.
AUGGCUUCCCUGGAGAAACAGGACUCGGUCGCGGAGAAGCAGCUCGAAACGCCUUGGGCCGAGAAAACAUCGGAGGUGGACGAGCCUGCUUCCCUUGAACAAGUGACGGAGCCAAGUCCGCUUUUUUCCAAGCAGGCGUUAAGCGCCUAUUUUACUAUAGCCGCAGCGGCAUUUGGACUGAUCAGCGAUGGGUACCAAAACAACCUCAUGACGAUGGCCAAUGUGGUCUUCAAAAAGAUAUAUCCGAAGGAGUACACCUCGUCAGUAUCGACGCGUGUAUCUAACGCUCUACUCAUCGGUGAAAUCGUCGGACAAAUCUUUGUGGGCCUUAUCUGCGAUCGUGUAGGCAGAAAGGCGGCUCUUGUAGCUACCACCUUGCUUAUCGUCAUCGGUGCUACCCUUGGUACGGCCGCCCAUGGUGCUCAUGGAAGUGUACAAGGACUGUUCUGGUUCCUGACCAUAGCACGUGGUAUCACCGGAGUUGGUGUGGGAGGCGAAUAUCCAGCGUCUUCCACCAGCGCUAGUGAAGCUGCCAAUGAGCGUAUGGUUAAGCAUCGUGGCCCAGUAUUCAUAAUGGUCACUAACUUCGUUCUCAGUUUUGGUGGACCGCUGGCAGUCUCGGUAUUCUUAAUCGCGUUGUCAGCUGCUGGACCAGAGCAUUUGUCCACGGUCUGGCGUGUCUGCUUCGGGGUUGGCAUCGCUUUGCCCUUGACCGUGUUCAUCUUCCGUCUACGCAUGAUGUCUUCAAUAUUAUUCCGCAAGGCUGCCAUCAAGAGGCGUGUCCCAUAUUGGCUCGUCAUAAAGAGAUAUUGGAGAGCCUUACUGGGCACGUGCGGUGCUUGGUUCCUGUAUGACUUCGUGACUUUCCCGAACGGCGUCUUCUCUGGCACGAUUAUUUCGAGCGUGAUCCACGACGGUUCGAUAAAGGCAACAGCGGAGUGGCAGCUUCUACUUGGUGCCAUUGCUCUACCGGGCGUGUUCAUUGGUGCUGCACUCUGCAAUCCGUUGGGCAGGCGCAAUACGAUGAUUCUCGGAUUUUCCGGGUAUCUAGUCUUUGGAUUGAUUAUUGGUCUUAGCUACGACAAAAUCACUAAGAUAAUACCGCUCUUUGUCAUUUUCUAUGGACUAAUGCAGUCGUCUGGGAAUCUGGGCCCCGGCGAUAUGUUAGGCCUUGUCAGCGCCGAGUCAUUCGCCACGCCCGUCAGGGGAACAUGCUAUGGUCUCUCCGCUGCAAUAGGGAAGACUGGAGCUGCGGUGGGAACGCAGGCCUUCACACCAAUUCAGAAUAAUCUUGGCAAGAAGUGGACAUUCAUCAUAGCUGCUAUCUGCGGAGUGACCGGCGUGCUCGUCACUUACUUUUUCGUUCCUGACAUGACUGGGAAGGACCUAGCAGAGGAGGACGCUAAGUUCAUGCAGUACCUGAUAGACAAUGGAUGGCAAGGAGAGGUGGGCGAGGAUGAUGAUAAGGGUCUCAUAGUCGAGGCAUACGAAAGUAAGGCGAUGGCAAUCGACGGGGAAUCCCAGUGAUACGUCACCUGGCUGCUGCUGCUUCUUAGUGUACAUAUAAUGUAUCUAUACGAUUCCUCACGACCUGUUAUUCCACAUGUUGACUCUUGGAUACCUAAAAAUCUUUGUGCACAUAAAAU